AUGAAGCGGAACUGGCGGAAGCCCAGAGGUGCUGACAUUGGGGUGCAGAAGACCCAAGGGCCGGAGUCUGGCGCGCGGCACUGGUUCAUGGGGGCAACGAGAAAACCGCACGUGCCGUGCCGCCCGGUGGCUUUCAGGAGUUCCCGGCCCACAGUCCAGGGGCUGGCAGCGCUGCUGGUGUGCGUCGGACCCCACCGUGCGGCGGUGGCCCGGAACCUCUCCCCCGGGAACCGCGGGGCGGCUGCGAGCAGAGCAGCCCGACCGGCCACCCGUCACCCGUCCGUCGCCAGGCUGCGCAGCGCAGAAAAUGAACACACAGCUUGUGCGCACACUGUGCUUUCGUGA
Phyllostomus hastatus (greater spear-nosed bat) is the source of this 345-nucleotide messenger RNA. RefSeq names its product 60S ribosomal protein L32-like. The record is from RefSeq and is a predicted model, not a curated record. NCBI's taxonomy places the organism in Eukaryota, Metazoa, Chordata, Mammalia, Chiroptera, Phyllostomidae. The coding region runs from base 1 to 345 and encodes 114 amino acids. The transcript has a single exon.